Messenger RNA from Gopherus flavomarginatus (Mexican gopher tortoise), 1573 nucleotides. RefSeq names its product aminoadipate aminotransferase (gene AADAT). NCBI's taxonomy places the organism in Eukaryota, Metazoa, Chordata, Testudines, Testudinidae. The transcript has 14 exons. The coding region runs from base 210 to 1487 and encodes 425 amino acids. The record is from RefSeq and is a predicted model, not a curated record. Gene Ontology annotation, biological process: biosynthetic process. Gene Ontology annotation, molecular function: L-kynurenine:2-oxoglutarate transaminase activity; pyridoxal phosphate binding.
GGGACAGACACGGGCAGGAGGCGGAGGGUGAGCGCUGCAGGAGCCGCCGUAGGCAGCAGGGCCGGGGACGGUGGCGCCUGCGCUCUCUGAAACAGCCACUGAGCGAGCCGCCAGCUUGACCUGCCACGGCUGCUGCGGAAGCCAAGUCUCCUGCCCACCCAUUGUGUCCCGUUUAACUAAUGAUCUGAAUUGCUGCUUGUCUUAUAGUUAUGAAUUAUUCUCAUUUCAUCACUGCAGUAAGUGCAGCAAGAAAGGCAUCUCCAAUAAGACUUCUGACUGAAUUGACGCGGAAGUCUCCCCCAUCAGUAAUCUCCUUGGCUGGAGGGGAACCAAACCCCAGCACUUUUCCAUUUAAGAUGGCCACUAUUACGACUGGAGAUGGAACUGUUGUGAAUAUUGGGGAGGAUUUGAUGAAGAGAGCCCUCCAGUACUCUGCCUCAGCAGGAAUUCCUGAGUUGUUGUCCUGGCUAAAGGAUUUACAGAAGAGCCUCCACAAUCCUCCCACUGCCAACUACAGUCCUGAUCAGGGCCAAAUGGAGAUAUGUGUCACCACCGGCAGCCAGGAAGGCUUGUCCAAAGUAUUUGAGAUGCUUAUUAACCCUGGAGACAAUAUCCUUUUGGACGCACCCACCUAUUCUGGGACUCUAGGAGCUCUAAGACCUUUGGGCUGCAACAUAAUCAAUGUUCCCAGUGACCAAUACGGUAUUAUUCCAAAAGCCUUGAAAGAAAUUCUUUCCAGAUGGAACCCAGAAGAUGUCAGAACGCACAACAACAACAUUCCCAAAUUCCUGUACACCAUUCCAAAUGGUGGCAAUCCCACUGGAAACUCAUUGACUACAGACCGCAAAAAGGAGAUAUAUCAGCUUGCAAGACAAUAUAAUUUCCUUAUAAUAGAAGAUGAUCCUUAUUAUUUUCUUCAGUUUGAUAAGCCUUGGGCUGCAACCUUCCUCUCAAUGGAUGUUGAUGGUCGAGUUAUCAGGACUGACUCUUUCUCUAAAAUUCUCUCCUCUGGGUUGAGAAUAGGCUUUUUAACUGGUCCCAAACCACUUAUUGACAGAGUUAUUCUGCAUAUACAAGUCUCAACAAUGCACACCAGCACUUUCACACAGUUUAUGAUUGCACAGCUUCUUCAGCAGUGGGGAGAAAAAGGUUUCCUGGAGCACGUAGACAGGGUAGUGGCGUUCUAUAGGGACCAGCGAGAUGCAAUGCUUGCUGCAGCAGAUAAGUGGUUAAAAGGUCUGGCAGACUGGCAUGCUCCUGCUGCUGGCAUGUUUCUGUGGAUUAAAAUUAAGGGAGUUUCUGACACACAACAGCUGGUCAUGGAAAAAGCUUUGCAGAGAGCAGUGUUACUGAUUCCUGGAGGAGCAUUUAACAUUGAUAGCUCAGUUCCCAGUUCUUACGUCAGAGCUUCUUUCUCUCUGUCUUCUCCAGCCCAGAUGGAUCAGGCUUUUCAGAGGCUGGCUGAGCUUAUAAAAGAAGCUGUAUGAAGAGACCAAAUGAAAACCAUCUAGCAAAUUAAAAGUCCCCUUGAAAAAAAAGUGCACCUUCAUUAAAAGAGGAUUUCAUAAUGACA